AUGGACCAAGUCACGAAGUUAUGUAACCCUGGAAGUGUGAUCACUGAAGAAGCCAGUUGGUUUGCAGGCGAAAGACCUUACCGAUGCGUGAUUGAAGGAUGUUCCAAGUCAUUCAGACAGCUUUCAAGUUUGCAGCAACACUUGAAAGGCCAUAACUUGAAUAACAGUCCAAAUCAAAGCCUAACUACGAACGUAGAAUUAAAAUCUUCCGAAUCACCUUCUACUUCUAAUAAGGAUUUAGUCCUGCCAAGACCCCACGAUUUAACAUGUCAGGUCUGUGAAAAGCACUGUUCGAGUGACCAACGAUUUUAUCGUCACAUGCAUAAAUAUCAUCCGGAUUUCUGGAGAGUUUUUUCUGGAGGUGUUCCUCUUUCUGAAUUUUUAGAAACAACUUCUAACAAUUCAGCAAAAGAUAGUCCGUUUUUGUGCUCAAUUUGUAACAAAAGGUACAUUCAUAAAACUGGAUAUAUGAAGCACAUGACAAGUCAUAUUUUGCCACAAAAGCAUCCCCGAUCACCGGAAGGAAUGGAAAGGUCGGAAUGUUCAGUUUGCAAGAGAAUAUUUUCUAAAGAAGCAUAUUUACUUCGACAUCUAGAAAUGAAAACAGACAGUGAACAUAACGCAUUUCUCAGCGAAAUUAGAAAAAUUGGUUUUAACCAAGAAUUUCAAGCCAAAUUUAGCGAUCGCCCCAAACCUGUCUGGCACGAUAAUUCUAAUCCUUUUAUUAUGUGCCUUCCUGGUGCCGAAGAAUUCAAAAAUUUUCAAUACAAUCAAAAUGGACAUUAUAACAUUUCGCAUCCCGUACCUUUCAACAUUUCCCCUGACCAACACAAAACCGAUUACAUGCCAUCGCUUGUGCCCACCACUUCAACUGAUUCGUUGAGACCUUAUCCAAUGAGUCAAGAUAAAAUAUUUUGUCAAACAAACAGUUUUCUGAACCCAAGUGCUAGAGUCGAUGAUAAAUCCUUUUACCAAGACUCUAUAUUUUCACCCAAUAGAUCUGAAGUCUCAAAUGGAGCUGAAAGCAACUCCACAUACAUCCAUCACCAACAUGGUUAUUUUUCGCACCAGUCCAGUUUUAACGUGUGCAAGGUCGGUACUUACUCGUUAUCUGAUUCUCUAGAGAGCAAUUUCAACGUACAGAAACAUUUGACAAACAGCAAUAUUUCUUCGCCCACCAACUUGUUUGAUCCUUACUUUGGUAGACCUUCCAUCUCACAGCACGAUAUGGCAUCGGCUCUUCAACAUCUAUCAAGAUUCACGACCUUCAGAUAG
Helobdella robusta is the source of this 1275-nucleotide messenger RNA. RefSeq lists its product as hypothetical. Lineage: Eukaryota; Metazoa; Annelida; Clitellata; Rhynchobdellida; Glossiphoniidae. Gene Ontology annotation, molecular function: chromatin insulator sequence binding. The transcript is spliced from 3 exons. Bases 1 to 1275 code for a protein of 424 amino acids. The record is from RefSeq and is a predicted model, not a curated record. Gene Ontology annotation, cellular component: chromosome. Gene Ontology annotation, biological process: regulation of transcription by RNA polymerase II.